AUGAAACUAGUUUCAGCUCUUCUACCGCAAGCAUUUGAAAAUGCAGAAUCUGCAGAAUCUGCAGAGCCAGCAGAGCCAGCAAGGCCAGCAGAGCCAGCAGAGCCAGCAGAGACAGCCGACCUUCUAAGCGACCCAGAAGAAGACGAUAAGCCCCCGCAAGAAACCGCAACAACUAUUGUGUCCAGCACGCCUCUCAAGCAGCCAGCAAAACCGAAAAGAAGGUACAAGCGGUACGAAGUGACCUCCAGACGCAGAGUAAUCAAUCCAUCGCUGGAGCUGGAGGAGUCAGAGCAGGAGAUAGUCAUGUCCUCACAUGUGGAGGAGUUGAGUGAGGACAGCGAGUACUUGAGAGAGAAGCAGAGGGAGAUCUUGGAGGAGCUCGAGAGGCAGCUUCAGGAGAUGGGCGGCUGGGGUGAGAAUGCUGAGGAAUCAGAGAAGGGAGAUGAGGAGGUGAAUGAGGAUGAAGGGAAGGAGGGCAAGGGAGAAGAGGAGAAUGACAAGGAGGAAGAGAAGAAGGACAAGGAGGAAGAGAAGAUGGACAAGGAGGAAGAGAAGAUGGACAAGGAGGAAGAGAAUCACGAGUCCAGAGUGCAAGACACGAGUGUUCCAUUGUGGCCCACUGGGAAUGAAGAAAUCACAGGAAUUGAUGAGGAAUUUAUAGAUGUGAAGAAGGAGAAGCUCACGGAGGGUGAACCUGUGAAUGUGUCUCCUAGAGUUGUUCAACUGAAUAUGGGCAAGCAAGAAGAAGCUGCUGAAAACAAGAGCACAAUUCUACCCUCGAAAAAGUACCCUAUGAGGACUGUUAAGGAAUCACAAGCAUCUGGUGACAUCAAAGUGGUAGCAUUUAACCGCACCAAGCGAAACUGUUCCAAGUCAAACAAUACUACAGUUGAUGCUGAUCUCUCUGUUGAUGAAUCAGACAAUGGCAAGUCACUGGAAUAUCUGGAUGACGAGUCGGAAUACUACUCUGACGACGCCCUGUCUCCUAAAGUUGGCAAGAGUAAGAAACCAUUUGUUGAGCACAAUUUGCCAGAGCAGGCGCUGCACAAGCGGCCUCGAGUCAUCCUUCCUGCCAAAUACAAACUACCUCCUUCAGUUCAGUUGUCAACACGAUACCCACGAGCACCAGCGCUGGCGCCCGGUGAUGUGGUUCCGAGCAGCUCGACGACUGCCUUGGAGCCGCCGUCCUCCACCACACUCCCACCCACGAGCCGGACGUCGAUGAUAACCGAGAGCGCUCAUGCUGAUGAAAUAAAGCCCAUGAAAACGGUGCAAGCUCAAAUGAAGGGAAAGUCACGUUCCUUUUCUCUGUCUAAUAUUGCUUAUCCUAAUCUAAGCCCUUCUCGUUCAGCAAACUACAAAAGAUCCCCAAACAGUCUGCCGCUUCCCCUGCUGGCUCAAGCAUUUACCAAAGAACAGGAGACUUCGUACCGUCUUUCCUCGCAAACUUCUCCUGUAAACAGCCACGAAGAGCGUCUACCUGAGUCCGGAAAGGGGCCUUUGACCACAAUUAUAAAGAAAGAGACGACGAAGCAGGAUGCGCUUAUCAAGAGCGAGACAAGGGCCGAUACAAGUAUCAAGAAAGAGAAGGCGGAUGGAACAGUGAAGCCUCAUGCGAUCAGUCAAGAAUUCAACAUUGCUGCUUUAGAUUGGAAUCAGUCACUCCUAAGCUCGUCCACAGUACAGCAGCCCAGAGCCAAACGCAUCAAGUUGGUUCCCAUGAGCGUUAGUCCUCCAGUAAAGCCCAAGCAGAAGUCCUUAGCUCAACAGCUACAAGAGAGAAGAGAGCAGCUAGCAAUGGCUGCAAAAAAAGCACAAAAAUUGUGA
Candidozyma auris is the source of this 1827-nucleotide messenger RNA. RefSeq lists its product as uncharacterized. The record is from RefSeq and is a predicted model, not a curated record. The transcript has a single exon. Bases 1 to 1827 code for a protein of 608 amino acids. NCBI's taxonomy places the organism in Eukaryota, Fungi, Ascomycota, Pichiomycetes, Serinales, Metschnikowiaceae.